This is a messenger RNA of Colletotrichum orchidophilum, 240 nucleotides long. RefSeq lists its product as uncharacterized. The transcript has a single exon. The coding region runs from base 1 to 240 and encodes 79 amino acids. NCBI's taxonomy places the organism in Eukaryota, Fungi, Ascomycota, Sordariomycetes, Glomerellales, Glomerellaceae. The record is from RefSeq and is a predicted model, not a curated record.
AUGUUCUUUUGGCUAAGAGAGGUUGAUCUGUGGGUGAUGCUGGUGGUUGUGCGUGGGGAGAAGAGGUGGUCUGAUUUUCUGGACGCAACUCGACUGCGGCCAUGGCCCCAGCCGACAUGUAGCCAACGUCACCUUACGCCCCACGUCGGUACCGGCUGCGAUCCUGUCCGCGUCAUAUUGCUUGAUUGCCUUGUCAGUCCGUUUUCAGGAGACGGAGAGGGGUAUUUUGGGAUAUUUUGA